GAAGGAAGAACGCGCCUGGCAAUUUCCGUUCUUCCUACUCAAGUCGACCAAGAACAAGAAAGAAGAUGACUCACUCGAUCCAGCUCUACCCCAGUCCGAUCAGCGUGUUCACCUCGACCAACCCGGAAUCUUCCUCGGAACCGGUGCCCAGGACGUGUCAAACCACGUGGGACCCCAAACGGAACGGUCUCGCUCUGGCUGUUGUCCCUUCAAAUCCCACUUCAAAAAAGGCAGACAAACAACGCCAAACCAUCACUUCAGUUCCAGAUCAAUCUUUAUACCUAAUCAAUGCUUCCGAUUUCAAACCAUCUCGAAGAUCCUUUAUUACUCGUUCAUAUGAAGUCUUUAGUGGACUCCAAAAAGUCGUACAAUUGUGUGAGGAAGAGGAAGGCAUGGCUCAGGACCAAAUCUAUCUACCCGGUGGCGCAUCUCUCCCUUCGACUUCCCAGCUCAAGUAUUAUUACAGGAUCGGGAAUCAGUAUGUGGUUGCAUUAAAGGAUUAUUUAGCCGAACUUGAAAAAGAUGAAGCCAACAAUUCAGACGAGAUCGAUCUCGUGCUUCAAAUGACAGAGGUCUUUAGUCUGUUUGUUUUAGUUCAUGUGCCUGCUGAUGGGAGGGGCGACGCUAUUGUUGCAGAAGAGAUUUUGGAUUGGGUCAAUCGGACCAACCCACAGCCUCCCAAAGAGGAGGGUGAGGAAUUGAGUGCGAUGGCUAUUCCUUACGAACAUGUCAACUUUUGGCCAUACAUUCAGGCAUGUGUGAUUCGAGGGCAUCUAACACAAGCCAGUGCACUGUUGAAGCCAUACACCAAGACCCACAAUCCGACGUUAAACCAGUUGAUGACCGUGAUGAUUUCGUUGAUCAAGUCUGCCCCGCGCUCGACUUUGUACGAUCAGGAACUCGACUUCAAUAGCGCAAUCGAAAAAUUUCGAGAGGUCGUCGAAAGAUCUUUGAUCACCUUAGAAUCUGAGAUGAAUGUUAUCUUUGAGAAUGAGAAAAAUCGUCCAGACUCAGAAAAUGCGUUCGAUGAAGACGAUUUGAUUCAUUUUCAGGCCAGCUAUAAAAUCCUUCUCGAGAUCCUGUCCGGUGAUGAAAGUAGAAUUUCCGAGGCUUGUUAUGAUUGGCAAGAAGCCUUGGGCGCUCAUCUCUUAUGGGUCAAUCCAUUUUGUAAGAGAGAUGAUCUGCCGGUCGUGAUGAAGAAGAUUACCGCAGAAUGGCCAAUCGAUCAAACUUCCAAUCUCGAUUUGGCCACGUCCUCAAUCAUGAACGGCGACAUUGGCUCACUGCUUCAAGCGGCGUCGAAGAUGGACCAAUGGUUAAUCUGUCACCUCGCCGAUCUGGUUGACAAGCUUGGGAUCGCAUUAGCCGACCAUUCACGCGGCUUUUACAUCAGCGAUUUUGUGGAUUAUCUGAGUGUUGAUCAGGGUUUGUGGAGAUUGAUGAUCGCCUAUCUGGUGACUGUAGAUGGGACCGAAGCGUGGAUUAAAGAGAUCCUUCGCAGGUUGGUCGUCGAAGAUCUGGCCGAACAACAGCCUAACGAUUCCAUGGAACUCGACCCUCAGCCCUCAAAAACAACGGCUAAGGUCAGCAUCCUCGAGAUGAAACUCAUUUAUGCCGAAUAUGGCAUGGAGGACGAGCUCAAUCGGACUGCACGAAUCUUGUCCCGCAGGUUAACAAAACAAAGGAAAUAUGGAGCUGCUAUUGCUUACGCUGUGACCGCUGGCGACCUUAAGAUGGUCUCGAGGAUAUCAGAUCUUCUUCUGGAUGAAUACUUGUCAAAUGGACCAGAAGAGUUUGCAAGAUUUGUAGAUGAAAUACCCAGUUCAUUACUUCAUCCCACAGCGCCCGCCCUCAGGCCGGGUUUAUUCUUCGACCCUCCUACUCAACAGCAGGGCGGACGAACGCCCCAAGAGAAGCCGCAGCCGAAUCUCAACUCGAGUAAAUUGCUCUUCUUGUCGAGGUAUCGAGAUAUGCAUUCGUACUAUUCAAAGGGCGAGCGCAAGUUGGCCGCUGAAACUUUGGUCGGCUUGAUGACCACGGAAAUCGCUCCCAAACCUUGGUGGGCUGUCUGUCUGAUCGACGUGAUCCCGUUGCUCGAAGAUGACGAGAUUUUGAUUUCACUAGCGGACACUUAUGAGUUACUAAGAUGUCUAGAAGAGAUCACCGCGCCGAUCCUAACGAGUUCGCGAGACAGUUAUGACAACCUGGGAUAUCUGAAGAGGAUCGUCCUGAAUGGACGGAAGUCCGGCCCGUCCAACCAUCUCCCUACUUCCUCUUCUCAAAAUGAUACUCGUCUAAAUCAAAGGGAUCCCAAGAUAGUCAAUAAUAAGAAGAGGAACGGAAUCGAUCCAGCGGAUGAGGUUGAUGUUGAUCAUCAUUCGAAUGAAGGAACUAGAGCCGCGUUGGAUCAGUUGAAUGUCGUCAGAUACGCGUUGGCUAGACAUUUGGCUCGCUGUUUGACUUGUAAACAUUGAUCUUCUAUACUUUGAUUACUCUGUACAUUCUUUGUUAUUUAAUCAAGCUCUAUCUAUCCAAGAUACUGUUAUCCUCCCCUCUGUUCACUUCCUUUUCUUUUAUUCUGUUUGGGUCUUCUUUUCUUUGUCUUUUUUUGGCUUUCUCCCCGUUUACGCAAGAAAAUAAACCUUUCAAGAACUGGGUUGCUUGAUGCACAGAUGCUUGUCUUCACCAUGACCAUCUUUUAGACAUUUGUAGCACUUACAGAUGCAGUGGAAUAUGUAGUCAGACGAUA
Puccinia graminis f. sp. tritici CRL 75-36-700-3 is the source of this 2749-nucleotide messenger RNA. RefSeq lists its product as uncharacterized. Lineage: Eukaryota; Fungi; Basidiomycota; Pucciniomycetes; Pucciniales; Pucciniaceae. The transcript has 11 exons. The record is from RefSeq and is a predicted model, not a curated record. Gene Ontology annotation, biological process: mRNA export from nucleus; protein import into nucleus; positive regulation of DNA-templated transcription. The coding region runs from base 66 to 2474 and encodes 802 amino acids. Gene Ontology annotation, molecular function: structural constituent of nuclear pore. Gene Ontology annotation, cellular component: nuclear pore outer ring.